This is a messenger RNA of Acaulospora colombiana, 216 nucleotides long. NCBI's taxonomy places the organism in Eukaryota, Fungi, Glomeromycota, Glomeromycetes, Diversisporales, Acaulosporaceae. The record is from the annotation of a GenBank genome assembly.
AUGCCUACAUUUUUUCCAUUUGACGACACAGCUCCCGGUUUAAAUUUCACGUCAUGUGAUCGACCCUCCUUUAACCGGAUCAUCGAAGAUUCAGAUUGCGAAUUUUCAAGGAUUUCAACUUUUAGGAGACAACAACGUCGAUUGCAACAACGACCAAAUGAACAAAUUAGUGGUAACGUUCAUACAGCCAACGAUCUUAGAUCUGGAAAUCUCUAA